Messenger RNA from Arachis stenosperma, 2612 nucleotides. Its product is annotated as UDP-glucose iridoid glucosyltransferase-like. Gene Ontology annotation, molecular function: UDP-glycosyltransferase activity. NCBI's taxonomy places the organism in Eukaryota, Viridiplantae, Streptophyta, Magnoliopsida, Fabales, Fabaceae. The transcript is spliced from 2 exons. The record is from RefSeq and is a predicted model, not a curated record. Bases 187 to 1581 code for a protein of 464 amino acids.
UCUCAAAGAAAAAAGCUAUAAUGGCAUCAAAGCACCCCUUAUAAGUUUUGCACAUACCUUAUGCCUUAUGCCUUGUGCUUACUGAAUUUCUUUGAAUGAAUCUUCACUUCAAUAUAAUUUCCACUACAACCUUAUACAUCUAUAUAAUCUCCACUACAACCUUAUACAUCUGUCAAUUAAAGAUUCAUGAUAAUGGCAUCAAAUCAUCGCUUAAUUAUUAUUUUACCACCUCUUCAAGGCCACAUGACACCUAUGCUUCAAUUAGCCACUAUUCUUUAUUCCAAAGGCUUCUCCAUCACUGUACUACACACCAAAUUCAAUUCUCCUGACCCAACUAACCAUCCUGAUUUUAUUUUUGUACCCUUUCAUGACGGUUUAUCCGAUUCAUACACUGUUUCUUCCAAGAACUUUAUUCAUAUUUCUUCACACCUCAAUACCAAUUGUGUCACACCGCUUAAGAAGGUUUUGGUUAAGAUCAUCAAGGAAGAGAAGAUUUCAUGUGUUAUCUAUGAUGGUUUAAUGCACUUUAUUGAUUCUGUGGCUAGAGAACUCAACCUUCCUACCAUACUCUUCAGAACCACAUGUGCUACUAAUUAUCUCUCUUAUCAUUGGUUAUCUAUGCUACAAAGAAACGGAUAUCUUCCCUUACAAGAUUCUAACUAUAGGUGCAUGGAGAUGGUGGAAGGACUUGAACCUCUACGAUUCAAAGAUCUACCAAUUUUUAAUUUGGGAGAAUCUGCAACGGAUAUCAUGGUGAAACAAGCAACUGAAUCACUCUUAGUGAAACCAUCAUUAGGUGUCAUCUUUAAUACCAUUGAAUUCCUCGAAUCUUCAUCCCUCCAAAAACUCCGAAAACUCUACAAAGUUGGUGUGUUUCCCAUAGGACCCUUACAUAUGUGCAUGGCGUCAUCAGAAACACAAGAGAAGAAUAAUAAUUGUUCAACAAGCCUCAUGAAAGCAGACUAUAGCUGCAUAACAUGGCUGAACGAACAAGAGCCAUGUUCAGUUCUGUAUGUGAGUUUAGGAAGCAUAGCGAGUUGGGAAGAAAAGGAACUAAUUGAAGUGGCGUACGGCUUAAGAAACAGCGAACAAAGAUUUCUAUGGGUGAUAAGACCAGAAACGAUAGAGUCAAUUCCGGAAGAAGUGAAAAGUGCGACAAGAAAGAAGGGUAGAAUAGUAACAUGGGCACCGCAGAGAGAAGUUCUGGCACAUAGAGCAGUGGGAGGGUUCUGGAGCCACUGUGGAUGGAAUUCUACGCUGGAGAGCGUGUGCUUCGGAGUUCCGAUGAUGUGUCAGCCGUGCUUCGGAGACCAGAGGGUGAACGCAAGGUUGGUGAGUAAUGUGUGGAAGGUGGGAAUAGAAUGCUCGGAGAUGAGAAUAAGGAGGGAUGAGGUGGAAGGUGCGGUGAGGAGAAUGAUGGUGAGUGAGGAAGGAAAGUUGAUGAGGGAGAGAGCGGUGUUGAUGAAGAAUAAGAUUAAAAUAGGUGUUAGAGAUAAUGAUGUUUUAAAUGGAAUUGUUCAUGCUAUCGUCAUGUCUUCUUCUAAUUCUUCUGCACCACGUAAUAAUCAUAACUCGUCAUAGUCAUGGCCUCACUCUACAGUACACUAUCUCUUCUUUUCCACGGUGUAGCUCAUGAUAAUGUAUAACAUUGUUUUGCAUACUAGAAUGUUCUUUUGUUGGUUCUUUGGACACAGUCGUGUUUUUAACGUUUUAAAAAAGGAAAAGUAUAGGUGAAUAAUGAAAAUAUUAAACAAUGUAAAUAAUAGAUAUAUCGAAUGUUCAUUUUACUAGUAUACGAAUAGAUAUUUUAAUAUUAAAAUUUAGAAGAUUAAUUUAGAGAUAUAAUGUAUUUUUAUUUGAUUGGUGAUUAUUCAUAUUGUUCAAUAAAAUCAUUAUCCCCUAACAUUCUCCAUUAAAAAAACAUAUUUCUUGUACAAACUUUUGGGUCUAUAGCCACGGUUUUUUUUGUCACGGUAAAAAACCGUGACCAUAGACCCAAAGAAAAAAAACUAUGGUCAUGAUUUUUAUAAAAAGGGUGACCAUAAGGUACCUAUGGUCACGGUUUUCUAAAAAAUGGUGGCCUAAAAGGGUCUAUAGUCACGGUUUUGGGGAGUGACCUAAAGGGGUUUAUGGUCACGGUUUUUUACAGUGACAAAAAAGGGUCUAUGGUCACGGUUUUUACAAAAAGGGUGACCAUAGGGUACCUAUGGUCACGGUUUUGGGGGGUGACCUAAAGUGGUCUAUGGCCACGGUUUUAGGGGUGACCUAAAGGGGUCUAUGGCCACGGUUUUUUACGGUGACCAAAAAGGGGUCUAUGGUCACGAUUUUUCAAAAAAAGGUGACCUAAAAGGGUCUAUGGCCACGGUUUUGGGGGGUGACCUAAAGUGGUCUAUAGUCACGAUUUUGGUGGAUGGCCUAAAAGGGUCUAUGGUCACGGUUUUAGGAGUGACCUAAAGGGGUCUAUAGUCACGAUUUUUUACAGUGACCAAAAAAGGUCUAUAGUCACAGUUUUUCGAAAGGGUGACCUAAAAGGGUCUAUGGUCACGGUUUUAGAAGGUUACCAUAGAUACUCUAUGGUCACGGUUUUUAGGGGUGGCCUAAAGUGGUCUAUA